UCCAAAUCCCGUCUCAGUCUAACUCAGAAACAACAGCCAGACAAACAGAAGAGGGGAUAUUAGUAAACUAUGCUUCUCAGGAACCGUUUCAGGCCGCUGUUGUGGACACUUUAUCUGACAACUUUCUAUGUCUGCGGUUGCCUUGGACAGCUGAAUGUAUGUGGUCGACCUCCCCUCAACACCAGGAUAGCUGGGGGCCAGGAUGCUCCAGCAGGGAGCUGGCCAUGGCAGGCCAGUCUGCACGCCUCUUUUCCUGGGUUCAGCUUCUUCCUCUGUGGAGGAUCCCUCAUCAAUGAGCAGUGGGUGCUCUCAGCUGCACACUGUUUUAACAGUAUAUCUGCAAGUGAUCUCGAGGUGUAUCUGGGUCGGCAGAACCAGGAGGGCAGUAACCCAAACGAAGUGAAAAGGACGGUGAGCCAGAUCAUCAAUCAUCCCAGUUUCAACACUUUCACCUUUGACAACGACAUCGCUCUGCUUCAUCUCAGUGCUCCAGUCACCUUCACCGACUACAUCAGGCCUGUGUGUCUGGCUGCCAGUGGGAGUGUUUUCCUCAACGGUGUUGACAGCUGGGUCACUGGCUGGGGAAAUACUGCUGUUGGAGUACCUCUUCCAUCUCCUAAGACCUUAAAGGAAGUGGAAGUGCCUGUGGUUGAGAACACCCCGUGUCAGUCUUUGUAUCAAGUCGUGCCCUUCACAAUCACAGACAACAUGAUGUGUGCUGGGGAACCUGCAGAAGGCAGAGAUUCAUGUGAGGGAGACUCAGGAGGUCCACUGGUGAGCAAACAGGACUCUGUGUGGGUGCAGUCUGGUAUUGUUGCUUUAGAGGGUUGUACACAAUCCAGUCGUCCUGGAGUCUACACCAGGGUGUCCCGUUACGAGAGCUGGAUCAACUCUGAGAUUAGCACCAAUCAACCAGGCUUCGUCCAGUUCACAGAAACAACAGGACCUGCUACAACAACUGUCACCCUUAUCGCAACCACCACCACACUACCAACAACAACAACACCAACAAUGGCCAUGCCUGCAACAACAGCAACAACAACAACGGCCAUGCCUGCAACCACCGCAACAAAAACAGCAACAACAACAGCCAUGCCUGCAACCACUACCACCACCACACUAACAACAACAACAGCCAUGCCUGCAACCACCACCACCACACAAACAACAACAACACCAACAAUAGCCAUAUCUGCAACCACCGCAACAACAACAGCCAUUUCUGCAACCACCACCACACCACCAACAACAACAGCCAUACCUGCAACCACCACCACACCAGCAACAGCAGCAGCCAUGCCUACAACCACUACCACCACCACACCAACACUAACCACAGCCAUGCCUACAACCAACACUACACCAACAACAACAACAACACCAACAACGGACAUGCCGGCAACCACCGCAACAAAAACAGCAACAACAGCCAUACCUGCAACCACCACCACACCACCACCACCAACAACAACAACAACAACGGCCAUGCCUGCAACCACCACCACACCAACAUCAACAACAGCCAUACCUGCAACCACCACCACCACACCACCAACAACAACAGCCAUGCUUGCAACCACCACCACACCAACAACAACAACAACAACAACAACAAAUGCCAUGCCUACAACAACUGCAACAACAACAACGGCCAUGCCUGCAACCACCACCACACUACCAACAACAACAACACCAACAAUGGCCAUGCCUGCAACAACAGCAACAACAACAACAGCCAUGCCUGCAACCACCACCACACUAACAACAACAGCCAUGCCUGCAACGACUACCACCACCACACUAACAACAACAGCCAUGCCUGCAACCACCACCACCACACCACCACCAACAACACCAACAAUAGCCAUAUCUGCAACCACCGCAACAACAACAGCCAUACCUGCAACCACCACCACACCACCAACAACAGCCAUGCUUGCAACCACCACCACACCAACAACAACAACACCAACAACGGCCAUGCCUACAACAACUGCAACAACAACAACAGCCAUGCCUGCAACCACCACCACUAAAUAUAGACCUGCUACAACAACUGCUACCCUUAUCACCACACCACCACCUACAACAACAGCCAUGCCUGCAACCACCGCAACAACAACACCACCAACAACAACAACAGCCAUGCCUGCAACCACCGCAACAACAACACCACCAACAACACCAACAACAGCCAUGCCUGCAACCACUGCAACAACAACACCACCACCAACAAUAGCAGCCAUGCCUGCAACCACCGCAACAACAACACCACCAACAACACCAACAACGGCCAUGCCUGCAACCACCACAACAACCGCAGCAACAACAGACAUACCUGCAACCACUACCACCCCCCAGGACCUACUACAACUAUCCCCUAUCACCACCACACCACCAACAACAACAACAACAACAAUGGCCAUCCCUGCAACAACUGCAACAACAAUAACAGCCAAACCUGCAACCACCACCACACCACCACUAACAACAACAGCCAAACCUACAACCACCACCACCACCACACUACCAACAUCAACAACAGCCAUACCUGCAACCACCACCACACCAACAACACCAACAACGGACAUGCCUGCAACAACAGCAACAUCAACAACAGCCAUACCUGCAACCACCACCACACCACCAACAACAACAACAGCCAAACCUACUACCACCACCACCACACCAACAUUAACAACAGACAUGCCUGCAACCACCAUCACCACACAAACAUCAACAACAGCCAUACCUGCAACCACCACCACACCACCAACAAUAACAGCCAUGCCUGCAACCACCGCAACAACAACACCACCAACAACACCAACAACGGCCAUGCCUGCAACCACCACAACAACCGCAGCAACAACAGCCAUACCUGCAACCACUACCACCCCCCAGGACCUACUACAACUAUCCCCUAUCACCACCACACCACCAACAACCACAACAACAACAACAACAACAAUGGCCAUCCCUGCAACAACUGCAACAACAACAGCAACAACAAUAACAACAGCCAUACCUGCAACCACCACCACACCACCAACAACAACAGCCAUACCUGCAACCACUAUCACCACACAAACAUCAACAACAGCCAUACCUGCAACCACCAUCACCACACAAACAUCAACAACAGCCAAACCUACAACCACCACCACCACACCAACAUCAACAACAGCCAUACCUGCAACCACCAUCACCACACAAACAUCAACAACAGCCAAACCUACAACCACCACCACCACACCAACAUCAACAACAGCCAUACCUGCAACCACCAUCACCACACAAACAUCAACAACAGCCAAACCUACAACCACCACCACCACCACACUAUCAACAACAACAACAGCCAUACCUGCAACCACCACCACACCAACAUCAACAACAGCCAUACCUACAACCACCACCACCACACUACCAACAACAACAGCCCUUGCUGCAACCACCUCAACAACAGCAACAACAGCCAUGACUACAAUCACCACCACCACACCACCAACAACACUAACAACAACAACAGCCAAGCCUGCAACCACCAUCACGACACCACCAACAACAGCAACAACAACAGCCAUGCCUGCAACCACCACUACACCACCACCACCAACAACAACACAUUCAGUAUGUGGUCGGCCUCCCCUCAACAGCAGGAUAGCUGGGGGCCAGGAUGCUCCAGCAGGGAGCUGGCCAUGGCAGGCCAGUCUGCACGCCUCUUUUGUUGGGUUCAGCUUCUUCCUCUGUGGAGGAUCCCUCAUCAAUGAGCAGUGGGUGCUCUCAGCUGCACACUGUUUUAACAGUAUAUCUGCAAGUAAUCUCGAGGUGUAUCUGGGUCGGCAGAACCAGGAGGGCAGUAACCCAAACGAAAUGAAAAGGACGGUGAGCAGGAUCAUCACUCAUCCCAGUUUCAACAGUUUCACCAGUGACAACGACAUCGCUCUGCUUCAUCUCAGUGCCCCAGUCACCUUCACUGACUACAUCAGGCCUGUGUGUCUGGCUGCCAGUGGGAGUGUUUUCCUCAACGGUACUGACAGCAGGGUCACUGGUUGGGGAGACGCCGCUGAUGGAAUUCCUCUUCCAUCUCCUAAGACCUUAAAGGAAGUGGAAGUGCCUGUGGUUGAGAACACCCCGUGUCACUCUUUGUAUGAAGUCGUGCCCUUCACAGUCACAGACAACAUGAUGUGUGCUGGAGAACCUGCAGGAGGCAGAGAUUCAUGUCAGGGAGACUCAGGAGGUCCACUGGUGAGCAAACAGGACUCUGUGUGGGUGCAGUCCGGUAUUGUUUGUGUAGAAGGUUGUAAACAACCCAGUCGUCCUGGAGUCUACACCAGGGUGUCCCGUUACGAGAGCUGGAUCAACUCUGAGAUCAGCACCAAUCAACCAGGCUUCGUCCAGUUCACUGGAUCUCCUCCUCCAGUCAUCACUCCUCCCCCUCUUACAACAUCUCCUCCUCCAGCAACAAUUGAAGUGUGUGGUAGACCUCCACUCAACACCAGGAUAGGUGGUGGCCGGGAUGCUCCUGCAGGAAAUUGGCCCUGGCAGGCCUUCCUUCUGGAUUCAGACAGAAAUGACUGUGGAGGUUCACUCAUCAACAAAGAGUGGGUCUUAACGGCAGCUCAUUGCUUUCGCAAAAGAUCAGUCCUUUGAACUCAGUGGGGGCUCCGUCCAGUCCACUGGAUCUCUUCUUCCACCAGCAACAAUUGCAGGAGAUCAGCAAACUGCCGCAGCAAUAACAACAACAACAUCACCUCCAGGAGAUCAGCAAACUGCCGCAGCAAUAACAACAACAACAACAACAACAUCACCUCCAGGAAGAUUCUGUCGCCCUCCAGAUGUUGACAAGAUUGCUUUUCCUGUAGUGUCUGUAAACGCUUCAAUCCCGUGUACCAAUAAUCUUCAAACUGAUCUUGAGCAAGCGGCCCGUAAUCUGUACAGAGACCCAACAUUUGAUCAAAUAAAACCAAAUCCAACAUGUCAAAACAACUUGCUGGAAGUGUUAAACCGGUUUAAACUACUCAAUAGCUCAAUCUGUUUCCCAGACAACAGAGAUGUCACGAUGGCCAUCACAGGAGAUGGCAGGAACUUUAGGGCCAUCCAUAACAUAG
Messenger RNA from Sardina pilchardus (European sardine), 5114 nucleotides. Its product is annotated as mucin-2-like. Bases 70 to 4656 code for a protein of 1528 amino acids. NCBI's taxonomy places the organism in Eukaryota, Metazoa, Chordata, Actinopteri, Clupeiformes, Clupeidae. The record is from RefSeq and is a predicted model, not a curated record. Gene Ontology annotation, molecular function: serine-type endopeptidase activity. Gene Ontology annotation, biological process: proteolysis. The transcript is spliced from 20 exons.